Molecule: messenger RNA, 2155 nt
Organism: Amphiprion ocellaris (clown anemonefish)
Lineage: Eukaryota; Metazoa; Chordata; Actinopteri; Pomacentridae
Exons: 3
Coding region: 416-676 (86 amino acids)
Biological process (GO): negative regulation of protein kinase activity
Molecular function (GO): calcium-dependent protein kinase inhibitor activity; protein kinase binding
Source: RefSeq, a predicted model, not a curated record
GGCACACCUCCGCUGUAUAAUCCGAAGUGUCAGCACUGUCGCUUAUAUCAACCGCACGGUGACGUCCAAAUGCCGCUAUGAGUCAAGACACAAUACGAGGAAAUCCCCAAGGCCGAGAAAACGACGAGAGGCCCCUUUAAAUCGACGCUUCCUCCGGGUUGUGCCAAGAGAGAGAGAGCUCUGAUAAACAACAACACGGUUCUCAGAAGCCGCUUUUACCGGAUUCAGCUCUUUACUGCGGCCUCGGAGAAGAGGAGGCACCGAGGAGUUUUGUCGCCGCCGUUUCCAGCGUUUUUGUUGUCCAUACAUUCAUUGUUGAAUGCCAUUGCGGAAGUGAGAGGCUCCUCGACGCGACACGAAAGGCUUGGUCUGUGCGGACAUCUAGCGGCCACUCAGGAGAAGGUGCCAUCCAGAGAUGUACGGAGCUUCAGGUAUCCCCGAGCUCAUCCCUCCCAGCGGGCCUUCCCGGCAGCCCGGCCCGGCGGGGCAGUUCAACCCGGGCCACCCCCAGGUCAACGGCCACGGCGGGGCACAGAACCCCCAGAGGCUCGGACAGAGGGCACCCAAACUGGGCCAGAUCGGAAGGUCCAAGAAAGUGGACCUGGACGAUGAAGACUUGGACGACAUCAUGAAUAACAACGGUCAGUGUCCUGUCUCCCUGUCACCCAUCUCCUAAACUUCACCGAGAAGUGCCAAAAUUUAAAAAAAAAAGAGAAAUCCCCCGGGACGCCAAACCUCCCCCAAGUCAGUGAUCUUGGCCUCGGUCCUGUCAAGUGUCCUACUGAAGCUUCUGACGGCUCAUCAAGGCUCGAAAACGGCUCAUUUAGCGCCGACUGAAGCCUGGGCCCUGAUUGUAUAUAGUGUCUAUUUAACUUACCUUUGGUCAGACUGUGAAUGAACCGCAUUGCAUCGCUCUCUACUCUAUACCUCGGUAGGUAGUGGACUGUCAGGACUGGAGGACGGUUUGGGAGAAAGUGUCCAUAUUUUUCAGAGCUUCUUAAACAAGGGCUACGUUUCUAAAGUUGCACUGAGCAAACGGUUAGAUGAAGAGCAGCCUCCCGCCUGCGUGUUUACCGGUGAGGGUUACUGAUUGUGGGUCGGUUGCGUUGAGGGAAGCCUGUUAAUGUGUAUCACACAGGUGAAACGUUAAGCUUCGGUUGUGCAAUGACUAUCAUUCUCUCCUCUCACGCCGAUCCGAGCGGUGUACUUAUUAUCCAGUGGAUGAAAGCUUGCUAUUUACAAGAAAACAACACACAACUACUGCUAAUUAUUUAUUGUUGAAAAGACGAGACACUUGCUGUUACGGCUUCUACGUGUUUUUUACUUGGAUAUUUUGUGCUUCGGUCGAGAUUUCUUUCCAAAUGGUGCACUUUUGUGGGAAUGCCUGUUAUGUGCAGUGACAUGUGGCAGAAUUCUAUGCAUGAAGUCUGUUAAAGCAUCAAAACACGUAACUGGUUUCCUGUUAUUUAAGGGCUAUGUAGUCGUAUUUCAAACCGCACCACCGUGUUUUUUUUUUUUUCUUUGCUCAUGCCGAGUCAGCAUUUCCCUGAGCUCAUUGUUGGCUUUGAGACUCGGCGAUGAAAUAUCAUAAACAACAACAGAUUUUACGGAGCCUUUGUUUGUUUCCAAAGGCAGGGUUUUUCCCCAGCAGGCCACAUGACUGUGAGAAAAGAUGUGUACAGUUGAAAAAUGCUACUUCAGAUUGAUAUUUAAAGCGGAUUGUGAUUGCCAUGCUGACCUGUUAUGAUGAACAAAACUUGAUUGUGUUUAUAUAUGAAGCACUCAUCUGAACUACACCCACAUGGGUUCAGGUGGACUAUUUAAAGAUACGUCAGACUUUAUAAUUGCAGUAUGAGAUCAUAAAAACAAGCAGCCUCUGAUUAGCUGAGACAAUCUCAUGUUGUUUUUUUUUUUUGAUUUUCUAAAGAUUGCAGCGUCCGGUUGAGGCCUGAUCGUGUGUAAAGGCUCAUGCUGAUGUCAUGUUACUUUGUUGGCUGUGAAAUUGUUACUAGUUCACUUGUUCUUGGCUUCAUGGAAGCGCCACAUUUCACAGCUCAUUCUCUGACUCGAAGAUUGCUGUUUGGGUUGUGGUUACCUUUUUGCAUGGAACUUUUCAUAAUGCAUCUCGGGAAAUAAAAUCUGAAUCUUUGUGGAA